Messenger RNA from Mugil cephalus (flathead mullet), 4048 nucleotides. RefSeq lists its product as uncharacterized. The transcript has 3 exons. Gene Ontology annotation, biological process: positive regulation of translation; positive regulation of cell size. The record is from RefSeq and is a predicted model, not a curated record. The coding region runs from base 696 to 2717 and encodes 673 amino acids. Lineage: Eukaryota; Metazoa; Chordata; Actinopteri; Mugiliformes; Mugilidae.
GGGGACUAGGAGAGAAGAGAGUUGGAAAGACAGAUGACGAUAAGGGCUUUUCAGAUGAGAGCAAAGAGUAUCAGGGAGAGGAGGUAGAGAUGGGGAGAGAAGAGGGAAAUAGAGAAAGGGAGUCAGAGCAGUGAGAGGGAGUGGGAGGAAGAAAGAGAGAGGAUAGGAGGCAGCGCAGUGCAGUGCGGGGGGAGAGAGACAGGAAAGGAGAGAGAGAGAUGUAGAGACAGGAAGCCUCCACUGCAACUGAGCCAGUGAGACGCAGGCAGGCAGAGAGAGAAGACGGAGAGGCAGAGACCCUCGGCAUCUCCACAGCCGGCCUGACGAGGGGGUGAUGGGCUCAAGAGCAUCCUAACGGAGGCAAGAGUGGGAGGAGGAGCAGAAAACAGAGGGAAGAGCACAAGGAAAAAGGCAGGACGAUAAUAUCAGAAACGGGCUUUCAGCAGGAAAAAGGGGAGCGGGUGGGUGGGACCUGAGCUGAGGAGGGAAAAGCAGAUAAAAGUUUGGGAGACAGUGUGAGAAAGGGAAAGAGAGGAGGAAAAGAGACAUCACAGCAGAUAAAGUGUUAUGUUAAUGGGAAAAGUAGGAGGAGAUUCAUGGAAGAAGAGGAAGAAGCUGUCGGUGUCUCAGGAGUCCUCCUGUUCCUCUCCUGCUUUAUCUCCUUUCUAUGAGGCUGCUGGACAUCAUCCAUCACCAUGUUUUCUGACAGUGGGGCUCCAGUGCCUGGGGAGCAGAAGGGCUUCAAGCCCCACACCCCUCACUUCAUCCCGUGGCUGCGCAAUAGUUUGAAGCCACACCACAGCAGUGACCUGGGGCUCAAUGGACCGUACAAAUCGGGCUCAGAGGCCCGCAACAAUCUGACCCCACUGGAGAGAGCCAAAGGGCUCGGUUUCUUCUCCAUCCAUGGAAAGGACAGGGCAAAAAAGGGCGAACUCCGGAGUAAUGGCUUGGGGAUGGCGAAGAUGCUGCCAGUGGUGCUGAGGGGACACCACAUCCUGCCAGGGAGUCUGGGGAAACAGAGAGAGGACAGUCCUGCCAGGUGGAACCAGACUAAAGAGCUGGACACAGACCCCAACACAGAGAACAACCCAGGACACGGGCUGCAGGGCUCGUGUGACAGCUCCUCCGCUGCUCAGGACAACCAGCACUUUGUUAUAAACCACAGCCUGCAUCGGCCGCAGAAUGACAGGACCAGCAACACGGUCAGGAAAUAUGGGCCACUAGUGGGACCCCCUCCUGUUCCUGCGCUGCUCGCUGAGGACUCAAACUGUAAGGUGCCUGUUGAGAUGUGUAUGGAGGACAGGAGGGGGAAGGUGUGGGACUACGGCAGUCACACUACCUACCGCAAGAGAGACCUCCAUUCAUCCAGCUGGCUGGGCUCAGACACUCAGGGACUAGCAGAGAGGCAGCAUGGGUUCAGCUCCAGCUUCAGCUACGUCAAUAAACACAGCAGGAACUCCCAGAGUCAGAGAGACCUGACAGUGCUGAGGGAGCCACCUGUGGAGGGUUUCAAUGGGCCACUGAACGGAGUCAUCUUCUCCACUGAGAUUCCUCACAAAGGCCUGGGCUGUACCACAACUCUGCGGGUCCCCAGGAAACCCAGGCCAAGCUCUGAGCGGAUCACGAUCCUGGGUCAGAACCAGACGUGGGUCGGGCCCAGACCGAACAGCGUAGGGGAAUCACAGAGGAAGGAAGUAGGCUGCAGAAAGAAGCUGGUUCAGAACCAGAUUAAACGAGUGGUGGACAACCUGGAGCAGGUUCUGAACGCGCUGAGGGACGUGCACCAGGAAAUGAAAGAGGUGGUGCAGCAGAUUGACCACCUAACCUCAUCCAUUGAUCUGAAUGAUGAGGAGCAGCAGGGGGUUGGAGAAGACUGUACCAAGCCUCCCAGCGACAGCAGCUACAGCUCAGGUUCCAGCUCCAGCGAGGUGACAGUAGGUAGCGUCCACCUGAGGCUACCAGAGCCUGAUCACCUGCCAGACAACGUGGACUCAUCUGGCACCCUCAGGAGAGAUCUCCAUACCAGGAGCCAGUCUCCACAGAAUGUACAGCUUUGCCCGAUAAACUCUGGGUUUUUAUCAGAGAGGACUCACAACUUCACCUGUAGCUCUGGGUUCUCAUCCAGACAAGGUGGGCCGCUGCCACACGCCAAUCACCUGCUAACAUCCAACCCACCUCAACCUCAAAACCUCACCUCCCCUGACCACAUCGUUUUGUCUCCAAAAUGCCUCCCCGUCAGGCCUCCCACUCCUGGUCUUUCCCCACUAACAGUAAACCUCCAUCACCCCAGCAGUCCUGGUUCUCAGCCUCAGUCCCCUGGGGCUUCAUCCUCCAUCAGGAUCAGCCCCAUCUCUUCUCCCUCCCCUCUGUCUCCAAAGUCUUACCCACCCCCUGCCCUUAGCCCUUCUGUCAUCAUUGAGACCAAAGUCGGUUCUUAUCAGACCCCACAAAGCGACCUCCCAUCUGCCAGUCCGAUCUCUCCAUCAUCCACCCAGCCUCCGUCUGCCGGCUGCCCACCCACAGACUGUGAGACUCGGAUCGUGUCCACCACCGCUCCUGCAGCUGCAGCUAAACUACCUACUUCACAAGGCCGCAGAGGUCGCAAGCCUCCGCCUUACCCCCAUCACAGACUCUCUGAACACAUAAAGAAAGUAAAAGAGCCCCGCAAAGUUCCUCCGUACCCAGAGAAAAGAAGGCUGCUCUCGACCACAGUGUGAGACAAUGCAGCAGGAGGGGGAGGCUGAUCGAACAGAGCCAUAUUCACAGCACCAGCCACGAGUCUGUAGAGUGGAGAGUGAUUUAAGGCUCGCCAAGUUGAGCCAAGACCAAGUUUCCAAGGUGACAGGACGCAGACGCAAUUUGGGGAUCUGGAUGUGAUUAUUUCCAGAAGUACCCUCCACGGUGACGAAGGGGGAAACGUUCCUGCCGAGCAUUUCCUCAAAUCUAGAGGAUCACCUCCAGACAGAUGAGAGAAAUGGAACCCAGAGCAAAAGAAGGUACAAAAAUGACAACUAAUGCAACCCCACGAUAAAAUCAAAAGAAUCCUCAAAUCUGAAAAGAAUCCCCAGAACUCAUCCUCUGGACACUUGUGUGGAUCAGUGUGAGGCAGAUGAAGGCAGCCAGUAAUAACGAAGCCCCUCUGAAACCUGCACAGCGAUCCACACAUGUGGCACUGAGAAGAUGAAAGGGUUCAAGAAGGGUUAACAAGGGACUCUAGAGUCGGAAAGUAGCGCGUGUUAAAAAAAAAAGAAAGAAAAAAAGAUAAGAUCUGAAUCCUCUGCUGCGUCACCUGCUACAUGUGUCGAAUUACAAUGAUCAGGAUUUAGGGAAUCUACAAUGAUGUCGUCACACGGUGAAAUCUUCUGUGCAUGUUGCUUCUCGUUCUCUUAGUAUCAUGUAAAGAAGCUGCUAUCUACCCUAUUAAACGUAUAGCUUCAGACCCAAAAAUAAGAUCAAAACAAACAAACGAAAAAAUCUAUGAUCGUGACUGAUGGGAGAUCAAAUGCAGAGCUUAAAGUUAUCUAGAAGAGAUAAAAAAGAGAGAGGGGACAGAGGCAUUUCUCUCUACGGCAUCUCGGAUCAGAACAAGACUGGAAAUUAUAGUUGUUUAUGUGUGCGAUGACGAUACUGAGGAUUACUCACUUUUCCUCUCAGGAUUACACAAGAUAGAUAAAUCCCUCCCUAGUCUAAAUAUGUUAUAUACACUUGACACCAAUCCUCUAUACAUUCACAUACAUCCCCGGUGGAUCAGAUGAGAGUUAUUCCCUGUAAAUCUUGUAGGCUCAGAAACUAAGAAACAAUUAUGGAAGCACUUUAUCUUCAGCCAGAAUUUUAACUAGGACAAAAAUCCCGAUACGCAACUGAUGUUUCGCUGUUAUUUUUCUUUUUCUUUUUAUCCCAAGCUGUUUAAAUCCACUGUGGUCAGAAAACACCAGAUAAUUAAUGUACUGACUCAUAAGCUGCUCUCGAGGCAAUGUUGGUAUCAUCCUUCUUCAUUUUUUUUUUUUUUUUUUUGUUGAUGUUGUCACUCAGAAAGAAAUCCAUCCUU